Molecule: messenger RNA, 2265 nt
Organism: Styela clava
Lineage: Eukaryota; Metazoa; Chordata; Ascidiacea; Stolidobranchia; Styelidae
Source: RefSeq, a predicted model, not a curated record
UUAUAUUUAGUUACUGAUCUGAGUAAGGUUGAGCUGACUGAUCAUGAAUGAAGAUUACAUUAAACAAACAAAUUCAACCCAAGCCGGUUUGCUUAUGACAUCACUCGAUAGCUUGAGAGUACAAAACAUUCUCUGUGAAUUCGAUGUCAAAGUUGGUGACAAAUCCUUUCGUGCUCAUCGCUGUGUCUUGGCAGCCUCAUCAGGAUACUUUAAAGCGAUGUUUACGAGCAAAAUGAAGGAAUCUCGUGAUGGUUUUAUCAAUAUGAAGGAUGUCGAUCAGAAUGGGAUUUCCCAAUGUAUAGAAUUCAUGUAUAAAGGAGUAGGAAAUUUGAAAAUGGAAUACGUUCAACAAAUCCUGCAAGCAUCCAACCUGUUACAAAUGGUUGGCUUGACAAACUUUUGCUUCCAUUACUUGAAAACCCAUGUCUCUUCGACCAAUUGCCUUUCUGUCAUCAACUUGGCUCAAGCAUACGAUCGCUAUGAUAUAAAAGAGCAAGCAGAACAGGUUUUGAUCACUAAUUUCAAAUCAGUAAUUUCCUCUGAGAUGUUCCCAUUCAUUAUCAAGCCAGAUCUCCUGCGUUACAUAAAAGUUUCAAAUGUGAGUUAUCAAACAUCAUGGCAAGCUAUGAUGACAUGGGCAAGAGCAAAAGAUGAAGAUGCAGAGAGAUGUUUUGCCGAUCUUGUUACAGUGAUCAAUAUCCAGACUUAUCCUUUCAAAUUUCUUCUGGAGACUGUAUUGGAAGAACCAUUGGUGAAAAGUAAUGAUAUUGCAAAGAAUUCAGUCAUCACUGCAUUAUUCUCUGAUGUCAAGAAUCUUGAGACAAAUCUUGAGAUUGACAACUGCUUCAUCCUGAAGAAUCUGGCUGAAACUCAUCAAGUUACAAACUCAAAUGCUGUGAAAGAUGUGAUGAAUCGAUUUCUGGAAGCAACUUUCGAACAAGUCAUUGAGAAAAAAGAGUUUUGUGAUAUCAGCAAAGAUGAGAUCAUAAGGAUUUACAAAUCCCCAAACACAAAAUAUUCUUCCGAGACUGUUAAAUGGCAUGGAACUCUUAGAUGGAUUAAACAAGAUAUUCAGAAAAGGAAAAAACAUUUUCAUGAACUGUUUAGCCUUCUCAAUCUCGGAAAAUUCCCCCUGCAAUUUCUCAAACAAACCAUCCGCUCAGAAACUUUGGUCAACGAUUCUCGUAAAUGUUACGAUCUACUUGUUGAUGAAAUAUUUUCUCGAGCUGAUGAAAAGUCCACAGAUCAGGCAGCUCAGAGAGCAAUUUUCACUGCUCCAAGUACUAAAGCAGAUACAGAAACUUUCUUGGGCAACACUGCAUCAAGUAGUCACAGCUCUAGGAAUGUCCAAGAACCACAUAUGGGAGCAGUGGGUGGAUACAGAAGUGAUACUUCAGAAUCUCAGUCUUCAAGUCAAGCUACUUCAUCUGGUCUAAGAAUCAUCAACCAGCAACCACCUGGUGGAGAAAUGUCAGUGAAAAUGUUGCAUGAAUCACUGCCAGGAUAUAUAUUGUGCACUUAUGUCAUCACCUACUCAUUCCCUGCUGGAAGGCUGAAUGUGAGUCAUGUAAUGAAUUCAGUUGGUUGAAUAUUAAAUUAUGUAUUUACUGGAACCAGGCUUCUUGUUGUAUUAAUAUAUAUUAAUUGUAUGUUUAACAUUGAAUCUUCCAAAUACAAUUAUUCUGCCCCCAAAUAGCAAUUGAAUUCUAAUUACACUUAUGUUAUUAUAUUGUUCACUUUAAACAGGGCACAAGCAACCACUAAUGCAUAAUAAGCUAUUAUUUUUGGAUGUAAUGUAAUCUUUUCAUUUUGGAAUUGCCUACUCAAGUUAUUACAUCCUGGAUAAGGCAGUGGGCAUGGGACUUGAACUUGGGACCUUCGAAUUAUGAUCCAACAUAGCUAAGUCCAAUGCUAUAACCACAAGGCCAUCACAACACCUUAGUGCUUAGAUGUUCUAGAAAUUUUUUCCAAUGUUUCUAGAAAGCAGUUUUUUAUGUUGGUUUAAUGGCCCCUUGCAGAAUUUACCUCUACCAGUGCUGAUGUCCAAAAUAGAUGAAUAUAUUCACAAUUGUUUAUAUUACAUAGAGAAAAUUCUUGAUUUGAGGUUUUCAUUUCAAAAUUUGUCUUUUGAAGCAUUUGAUUAUUGAAGAAAAUCGUAUGACUUUCGUUAAAAUCUAACAUUGCAAAUUGCUAAAAUCAAUCCAAGCUGUGUUUAUAUCAGUUAUUCUGCAUUACUGAAUUAAAUUUCCACAUAAAUACAGUGAU